UCUGAAGCAGGACAUCUUUUUAAGUAGUGGCUGUGUAGGGAAUGGUGAGGAGGUCUCAGCAGGCAACUUUCUCCUUCCCACCCCAAACUGAGGAGCAUUGGAGUCCUGAUUGUGGGGUGCUUCCUUCUAGGACUGGGCUGAAGCCUAGGAACCCUGCUGCCAACAUCUGGGGGCAGGAUCAUGUCCGCUAACAAAGGCUGGUGGGUGCCGCCCGAAGGUGAAGACAGCGUGUCUGAGAAGUUCCUGAGGAAGACCAGGGAGUCUCCACUGGUGCCUAUAGGCUUAGGAGGCUGCCUGGUGGUGGCGGCAUACAGGAUUUACCGGCUGAAGGCUCGUGGUUCCACCAAGAUGUCCAUACACCUGAUUCAUACCCGAGUGGCAGCGCAGGCCUGUGCUGUGGGUGCAAUCAUGCUAGGUGCCGUGUACACAAUGUACAGAGACUAUAUCAAGAGAGCAACACAGGAUGCGGGGGAGAAGUAGGUUUCUACAGCCAAGGGCAGUCAGACCCUCUCACAGCAAUCCCUGGUAUGUUCCUAAUAAAGGAAUUUUGCAGAAAACUGACAGUCUCUUCUUCACCUGGGAUAGAAGAUGAGGGGAUUGGCAGUGGCUGGUGGGGGAGCUUAGAGCAAAGGGUUGGAGAUCAGAGUUGUGGCCCUGAACUUCAGGGCAACAGAAACUCUCAGCGGGGCAGAAAGAGAGGUGCAGUAGACCUCCGAUCCCAGAAACCCAACAAUUCCCAAGCCAGCCCAGACCCACCUGGAAAAGCAUGGUAGACAGGACGCCAGGAAUGGAGUGGGGGCAUUAAUAGCCUCCAUGCUCAUGGGAACACUGGGUUAAAAGGCUGCUUCCCUGCCUUGACCGGUUUGGCUCAAUGGAUAGAGCGUUGGGCCUGGACUGAAAGGUCCCGGGUUCGAUUCCGGUGGAGGGCAUGUACCUUGGUUUCAGGCUCGAUCCCCAGGGGGGUAUGCAGGAGGCAGCUGAUCGAUGUUUCUCUCUCAUCGAUGUUUCUAAAUCUCUAUCCCUCUCCCUUCCUCUCUGUAAAAAAAGUCAAUAAAAAUAUAUUAAAAAAAAAUAAAUAAAAGGCUGCUUCCCUGGAG
Myotis lucifugus (little brown bat) is the source of this 1097-nucleotide messenger RNA. RefSeq names its product HIG1 hypoxia inducible domain family member 1B (gene HIGD1B). Gene Ontology annotation, cellular component: mitochondrion. Gene Ontology annotation, biological process: mitochondrial respirasome assembly. The transcript is spliced from 3 exons. The coding region runs from base 181 to 480 and encodes 99 amino acids. The record is from RefSeq and is a predicted model, not a curated record. Lineage: Eukaryota; Metazoa; Chordata; Mammalia; Chiroptera; Vespertilionidae.